Messenger RNA from Periophthalmus magnuspinnatus, 933 nucleotides. Its product is annotated as olfactory receptor 11A1-like. The record is from RefSeq and is a predicted model, not a curated record. The transcript has a single exon. Gene Ontology annotation, biological process: G protein-coupled receptor signaling pathway. Gene Ontology annotation, cellular component: membrane. The coding region runs from base 1 to 933 and encodes 310 amino acids. Lineage: Eukaryota; Metazoa; Chordata; Actinopteri; Gobiiformes; Gobiidae. Gene Ontology annotation, molecular function: G protein-coupled receptor activity; olfactory receptor activity.
AUGGUGAACUCCAGUCAGGUUUCCCACUUCACCCUUGGAGCGUACUACGACACUGGGCCUUUGAAAUGGCUGUAUUUUGUCAUUAUAUUGUCUGUUUAUAUUUUAAUAGUGCUUUCCAACCUGCUUCUCAUCAUCGUCAUAUGUCUGAACAGGACUCUGCACGAACCAAUGUACAUUUUCCUCUGUAGUUUAUUCAUGAAUGAGCUUUUUGGCAGCACUGCGUUGUUCCCAAUGCUUUUAUGGGAGAUUAUUCAGGAUGUCCACAUUAUUACCGCUUUUUUUUGCUUCCUACAAAUCUUCCUUGUUCACUCCUAUGUCUCAAUACAGUUUGUGAUUCUUGCUGUUAUUUCCUAUGACAGAUAUCUGGCCAUAUGCCACCCCCUGCAGUAUCCAACGAGGAUGAACACUAAAAAAGUGUUAUUUCUAUUGUUUUUCCCCUGGUUCUACGCUUUCGCCAUCGUCCUUGUCGUGGUUUUACUAACGUCGCUUUUACAACUUUGCGAACAUAGCAUUGUUAAAGUCUACUGCAAUAACUACUCUGUUGUGAAACUUUCCUGCUCUGACACUUCCAUCAACAACAUCUACGGACUCUGUGUGACUUUCCUCACCGUCGUUGGGCCUUUGGUGGUAAUGAUAAGUACGUAUGUCUGUAUUUUAAAGGUGUGCUUCAGGGGGUCCAAACACACGCGGCACAAAGCUCUCAGCACCUGCGCUCCUCACCUGGCCUCGUUCUUAAAUUUCUCAUUUGGAGUGUUUUUUGAAGUCUUGGGGAGCAGAUUCAGCUUGCAGAACUUGCACAGUAUGGUCGCAUUGGUUUUAUCGCUGUAUUUCCUGGUAGUUCAGCCACUGUUUAAUCCUUUAAUAUAUGGAUUUAAACUCACCAAAGUUCGAGAGCUGUGUAAGAACAUGCUGCAUUCUGCUAUUAGUCAUUAA